Molecule: messenger RNA, 2154 nt
Organism: Exophiala bonariae
Lineage: Eukaryota; Fungi; Ascomycota; Eurotiomycetes; Chaetothyriales; Herpotrichiellaceae
Exons: 1
Coding region: 1-2154 (717 amino acids)
Biological process (GO): pentose-phosphate shunt
Cellular component (GO): nucleus; cytosol
Molecular function (GO): transketolase activity
Source: RefSeq, a predicted model, not a curated record
AUGUCGCCCAUUGCUCUCCAAGAUGUCGGUGUCGGCGUGGCUACAAUGUCGGCGUUGAAGCGACAACCAACAGCAGAGCAAGGCGCGGAGAGGCAUGAAUUGGUGUUGAAAACGCUGAGGUUGUUGGUCGCCGACCUCGUCCAGCAAUUCAAUGGCGGCCACCCAGGAGGCGCAAUCGGAAUGGCGGCCAUCGGGGUGGCUCUGUGGAAGUAUACCAUGCGAUAUGCGCCGCACACACCAAACUGGUUCAAUCGAGAUCGUUUUGUUCUGUCAAACGGCCACACUUGUCUUUUUCAAUACAUGUUCCUCCAUUUUGCCGGGUACCGGCAGAUGACGUUCAAACAGCUCAGGUCAUAUCAUUCGUCUCGCGAGGAUUCUUUGUGUUCUGGGCAUCCUGAAAUUGAAGUCGAUGGGAUCGAGGUCACCACAGGCCCCCUCGGUCAAGGUGUGGCCAACGCUGUGGGCUUGGCCAUGGCGACCAAACAUCUCGCCGCGACCUUCAAUCGACCUGGCUUCGACGUCGUUUCGAACCACACUUGGUGUAUGAUUGGUGACGCUUGUUUACAGGAGGGCGUCGCACUCGAAGCCAUCUCUCUCGCGGGCCAUCUUGGUCUGAGCAACUUGACGAUAAUUUACGACAACAACCAAAUUACCUGCGACGGCUCGGUCGACUUGACAAACACCGAGGAUGUCAACACCAAGAUGACCGCGUGUGGAUGGAACGUGAUUGAAAUCAUGGAUGGUUGCUACGAUGUCCACGGCCUUGUCGCCGCGCUCGCUGAAGCGAGACGGUCAGAGAACAAACCCACCUUUAUCAAUGUACAUACCAUCAUCGGCCUAGGGAGUGCCCUCGCUGGUGAUGCUGCGGCGCAUGGGGCGGCAUUAGGCGAAGAAGAUGUCAAGAACAUGAAAAGGACCGCUGGGUUUGAUCCUGACAGGACCUAUCACAUCCCGUCAUCGGUCCGAGAAUUCUUCGCUGAUCUCCCUGCUGUUGGGGAGCAACAAGUGGAGGCGUGGAACCAAGUGCUAUCUUCAUAUGCGGUCACCCACCCAGAUCUGGCCGGACAAUUCGGCUCGCGUAUGUCAGGAGCCUUGCCACAAGGCUGGGACCAGAUCAUCCCCUCAACCUUUUCAUCCAGUGCAACAGCGACCCGAGCAUCAUCUGGUCUUGUCCUAAAUCCUCUCGCCUCAUCGAUCCCGAAUUUCAUGGUCGGUACAGCAGAUCUGAGUCCUUCGGUGCACAUGGCUUGGCCUGGGAAGGUCGACUUCCAGCGUCCUGACCUUUGUCCCCAAUCUGGUCCAGUAGGCAACUACCGGGGCCGCUAUAUCCACUACGGUGUGCGUGAGCAUGCCAUGGCCGCGAUCUCCAACGGCCUGGCCGCUUUCAACCCGGGCACCAUUGUCCCAGUCACGUCCUCGUUCUUCAUGUUUUAUUUAUACGCCGCCCCCGCGGUACGUAUGGGAGCUUUACAACACUUGCAGGUGAUCCAUGCUGCGACUCACGAUUCCAUCGGCAUGGGUGAAGACGGGCCGACACAUCAACCUAUCGAAUUGGCUGCCCUGUAUCGAGCAAUGCCCAACUUGCUGUAUAUACGACCUGCGGACAGCGAAGAGACGGCUGGAGCGUGGAUAGCGGCAAUCGAGGCAAAGCACAGCUCCAGCAUCAUUUCCACCUCGAGGCACAAGGUAGCCCAGUUUCCGGGUAUCACCUCGCGUGUCGGUGUGCUGAAGGGUGCCUACGUUGCCAAAGAGGAUGGCGGUGCUCAGCUCACGGUCAUCGGAGUGGGCGCAGAGUUUGAAAUUGCCGCUGCCGUCGCCGACGAGAUGCAGACCAAGCACGGUGUCAAGACUAGGCUCGUCAGUUUCCCUUGCCAGCGGCUUUUUGAAAAGCAAGACGUGGACUACCGCAGAUCAGUUCUUCAGCGGCACAGAAUGCCCGCUGUCGUGAUCGAGGCGUACGCUGCUCAGGGAUGGGAGAGAUAUGCUGAUGCGGCCGUCUGUAUGAAGAUGGAUCGCUUCGGUAAGUCUCUGCCGGGGAAGGACGCGUACAGGUAUUUCGGGUUCACAACCGGACAGAUCGCGCCGAAGAUAAGUGACUGGUUGCGGCAACGGAGAGAAGGCAGCAUUUUGGCUGGAGAAUUCACAGAGAUUUGA